GCGAGCUCCACAACGUCAGUUCGCACGGCUGAUCUUCCGGCAUUACUCCCUCAUGCCGAGCCGACGACCUAUACCUCUCUCGUCUUUCCUCGGGCAAAUUACCAGCCUGCCAAGCACCCAGAUCGAAUUACAAGCUCGGUAGAUGUCGUGUCAACAGGUGUUGGAUCGACCACCAUGUCUACAAUCUCUGUCACAAAACACGCUGCAGAAUCGUUGACAAGGAACAGAAAAUUCUCCUUGCCCAACGUCAUUACUCCAAGAAGCUCGGUGGAUAGUACUCCCAGUCACUUGAUGAUCGAUGACACUCCAUUCGUGUCCCUGACUUCACACGUUGCUUCACCUUCCAAAAUUCAAAGUAAUCAGGUUUUGGUCAAGGUCGAAUGUGUCGCGUUGGAAGGUCUCGAUGUCACACUUGCUAGGGAGAAGAGUAAGACGGCGGAUGGGUAUGGGUUUAUUCCAGGUCGAGGGUUUUGUGGUCGAGUGUUGGAGGCCGGAUAUGGAGUUUCUACCGUUCGAAAAGGAGACUGGGUGAUGGGACUGUUGGAAGUGGCUAAGGAUUUAUGCUGCUGCUACUUGACGCGAUGCUUGAUGGGGGAUUGCGAGAGGGACGGGUUUCGGGGGAUGCGGCAAGUGUUAGGGAUUGCAUUGGGAUCACGGGCGAGUAACUUGCGAGGUCAAGGGCAGCUGUUUGCGGGGACGCUUGAGGCGACGUAUGGGGACGUCUCGUUCGAGGACGUCUAUCCUGUUGUAGAAGAUACUCCCAUUCCUUUCGCAGACGAGGAUCUGCGGCGGCGGAGUAGUAUUGCGACCGUCGAGUCGUCCUUUCUUCUGCCGCAGCACUGGCCACUGGCGUCUGAAGAACACCCAUGCAGGCUGAAAGGAGCGGAUGCUCGAGAGGGGAACAGGUCGAAGUUUGGAACAAAAGAGUUGAGGGCCUUUUUAAUAACGAUCAUAUUAUCAUAUCCUUCAUUUUCCAAUGCAAAAGUUCUUGAACACUGCGUCAAGCACAUCGUCAGUGGUCACCGACCUAGAAAUAUCCCCGAUCUCCUUCGCUGCAUAACGCAGCUCUUCUGCCCCCAACACGACAUUGCUUCCCGCGUCCUCACCGUUAACGCACCGAAGAAACGCCUCGAGAAACCCAACAGCAUUCUCCAUAUGCGCGCGCUGCCGCGCAUGGCGUAUCAUGGGCUCAGCCUUGCCGGGUACACCUCCAUGCUCCGGUAG
This is a messenger RNA of Acaulospora colombiana, 1224 nucleotides long. Lineage: Eukaryota; Fungi; Glomeromycota; Glomeromycetes; Diversisporales; Acaulosporaceae. The record is from the annotation of a GenBank genome assembly.